Rhizopus microsporus ATCC 52813 is the source of this 420-nucleotide messenger RNA. RefSeq lists its product as uncharacterized. Lineage: Eukaryota; Fungi; Mucoromycota; Mucoromycetes; Mucorales; Rhizopodaceae. Gene Ontology annotation, cellular component: PcG protein complex; transcription regulator complex. Gene Ontology annotation, biological process: regulation of transcription by RNA polymerase II. The transcript is spliced from 2 exons. The coding region runs from base 1 to 420 and encodes 139 amino acids. The record is from RefSeq and is a predicted model, not a curated record. Gene Ontology annotation, molecular function: RNA polymerase II cis-regulatory region sequence-specific DNA binding; DNA-binding transcription factor activity, RNA polymerase II-specific.
AUGGAUAUCCGAAAUUUAUUAAACGAAUCUGAAAACACUACAAAACCCUUUGCUUGCGCUUGGCAAGACUGCAGGAAAAGGUUCUCACGAAAGUCAGAUCUUUCAAGGCAUAUGAGGAUUCAUACUGGAGAGAGACCUUAUCACUGUGAGUGGCCAUCAUGUGGAAAGCAGUUUAUUCAAAGAUCAGCCCUGACAGUACAUUAUCGAACUCAUACUGGUGAACGGCCUCAUGUCUGUGGAUACGCUCUCUGUGGCAAGGCAUUUAGUGAUUCAUCUUCAUUAGCCAGACACCGACGCACUCACACUGGUAAACGCCCUUAUGCUUGUCUUCAUCCUGGAUGUGGCAAAUCCUUUACUCGUAAAACAACUUUAUCCAGACAUCAACGUUGUCAUGAUCCGAAAUGGAAAUCAUACAAGUAA